UGUCAUAGACAUAUAUAGAUAGUCAUGGUGAUCAUCAGUUUUGUUUUGUUCUGUUUCUUACUCUUUUGUUCUUCUUCAUCACCGGUUGUCGUUUCAAGCCAUGGCAAUGGUGGAAUCGAUGGAGAUAGAGCUGCAUUGGUGUCGUUCAUGUCACAAAUCGUUUCAGACCCUCAACAUGGUCUUGAGGAUUGGAACUCUUUGAAUGUUCAUGUCUGCAACUGGUCCGGCGUUCGCUGCAACAGCGAAAAGAGCAGAGUUGUUGAGCUUGAUCUCAGUGGAAAAUCACUUAAGGGAACCAUUUCCUCUUCUCUUUCUAACCUUUCUUCCUUGAACAUUCUUGACUUGUCGAGAAACUCCUUUGAAGGUCAUAUUCCUAGAGAGUUGGGCUCCCUUUUGGAGCUUAGUCAGUUGAGUUUAUCAUCAAAUUAUCUUGAAGGGAAUAUUCCUUUUGAGUUGGGAUUUCUUCACAAGUUAGUUUAUCUUGAUUUAGGUACCAACCGCCUUAAUGGGCACCUUCCAUUUUCACUCUUCUGUAAUGAGUCUUCUUCUUCUCUGCAAUAUAUAGACCUUUCCAACAAUUCUCUAAGUGGUGAGAUUCCUCUUAAGAAUGAAUGUCAGCUCAACGAGUUGAGGUUUCUUUUGCUUUGGUCUAACCAAUUAGAGGGUCAGAUUCCUCCAGCUCUUUCAAAAUCGUCGAAACUCGAAUGGCUCGAUUUGGAAUCAAAUAAACUCAGUGGGGAGUUGCCAUCUGAGAUUGUCCAGAAAAUGCCUCAGUUACAGUUCCUCUACUUGUCUUAUAAUGACUUUGUCAGCCAUGAUGGUAACACCAACUUGGAGCCUUUUUUCAAUUCUUUAGUUAAUUCUUCUAACUUCCAAGAACUUGAAUUGGCGGGAAAUAAUCUUGGUGGGGUUAUACCAACUAAUAUUGGUGAUCUUUCUAGUACCAAUCUUGUACAGAUGCAUUUAGAUGGGAAUCUCAUAUAUGGUACUAUUCCUCCUCAAAUUUCAAAACUUGUCAACCUCACCCUCUUGAACUUGUCCAGUAACCUUCUGAAUGGGACAAUCCCAUCUGAAUUAUGCAAGAUGGGAAAGCUGGAGAGGGUUUAUUUGUCAAAUAAUUCACUCUCUGGAGAGAUUCCAGCAGCUCUUGGUAACACUCCUCAUUUGGGUCUUCUUGAUUUGUCUAGAAACAAACUUUCUGGUUCAAUUCCUGAUAGUUUUGCUAACCUUUCUCAGUUGAGAAGGCUAUUGCUAUAUAAUAAUCAGCUCUCAGGGACCAUACCACCAAGUCUAGGAAAAUGCAUCAACUUGGAGAUUCUUGACCUUUCUCACAAUCAGCUUUCAGGAGUCAUUCCUGAUGAAGUUUCAGGAUUGAGAAGCUUGAAGUUGUACUUGAAUCUUUCUAGUAAUCACUUACAUGGGCCUUUACCAAUGGAGCUGAGUAAAAUGGAUAUGGUGCUUGCCAUUGACUUAUCUUCAAACAAUCUCUCUGGUACCAUUCCGCCACAGCUUGGGAGUUGCAUUGCUUUAGAGUCUCUUAACCUUUCAGGCAAUGCCUUAGGAGGCUCUAUUCCGGUUUCUAUUGGACAGUUGCCUUAUCUUAGACAAUUUGAUGUGUCUUCAAACCACUUAGUUGGUGAGAUACCACAAUCUCUGCAGGCAUCUUCAACCCUUAAGCAACUCAACUUUUCUUUCAACAACUUCUCUGGGAAUGUAUCAAACAAGGGGGCUUUUUCUUCUCUAAGCAUGGAAUCUUUCUUGGGAAAUAAACGUCUUUGUGGCUCAAUAAAAGGCAUGCCAAACUGCAAGAGAAAACACAAUAAGCGUCAUCAUCAACUGCUCUUUCUGUCAAUCCUCCUGCCCCUAUCAGCUGUUCCCAUUUUGUGUAUGCUUUGUUACUCACUAAUAGUCAAGUCAAGAAUUCGAAGUCAAAUUUCGAUUUUCAAAAGAGGGGACAUAGAGGAAGGUGAAGGAGACAAAAAGGAGCUUAAGUACCCAAGAAUCUCAUAUCAACAGCUCGUUAAUGCCACAGGUGGAUUCAGUCCCUUAAGCCUAAUUGGUUCAGGUCUUUUUGGACAUGUCUACAAGGGUGUUCUUCAAGAUAACACAAGAAUUGCAGUGAAGGUAUUGGAUCCUAAGGCAGCUGGGAUCAUUUCAGGAAGCUUUAAAAGAGAGUGUCAAAUACUAAGGAAGACUAGGCACAGAAAUCUAAUAAGGAUCAUCACCAUCUGCAGUAGGCCAGACUUUAAGGCUCUUGUUCUUCCUUUGAUGUCAAAUGGGAGCCUGGAAAGGCAUCUAUACCCAAGCCAUGGAUUGAGGAAUGGUUUGAAUCUGAUUCAGCUGGUGAGCAUAUGCAGUGAUGUAGCUGAGGCAGUGUCCUAUCUGCAUCAUCAUUCUCCUGUUCGAGUUGUCCACUGCGAUCUCAAGCCGAGCAAUAUUCUCCUUGAUGAUGACAUGACAGCUCUGGUGACUGAUUUUGGUAUUUCAAGGUUGGCGAAAGGGGGUGAUGAGAGCAGUAACAUUGCUACUAACGAUUCGAUAUCAUUUAGCUCAGGAGAUGGCUUGUUGUGCGGGUCUGUUGGAUACAUAGCUCCUGAAUAUGGAUUGGGAAAACGCGCUUCAACUCAAGGUGAUGUCUACAGUUUUGGGGUCCUCCUGCUGGAAAUUGUCACAGGAAGGCGCCCCACUGACAGUUUUUCGGUUGAAGGUUCAAGCUUGCAUGAAUGGGUGAAAUCUCACUACCCUGAUAGGCUUCAGCCAAUGGUUCAACAGGCACUGGGGAAGUAUGCUCCAGCUGCAUUAGUCCCAACUCAUUACACCAGAAUUUGGGCCAAUGCAGUGUUGGAGUUGAUUGAGUUAGGACUUAUGUGCACACAGUACACUCCUUCAACAAGGCCAAACAUGCAAGAUGUGGCUCAUGAAAUGAGUAGGUUGAAAGAAUAUCUCUCCAACCCUUCUGCAGUAUUGAUUGAAGAAGUUGAUCCAAAAAUCUAAUCAACUCAAUUCUUUUUUGAAAAAAGUUUUGUUAAAUAACUUGGGAUUUUUUUCCCCUUGUAACUAUUUUUCUUUUUUUGUAUUUACCCUUAAUCUGCAAUGAUAAUGGCUAGAUCUAAAAGGCAUAUUUUUAUAAUUGCCUUUUGCAUAACAUCUUGUAAAAAGGGUUCUGAAAAAGAUAUUGGAUGUGGAGGAUGCAUCAUUUUUAAUA
Humulus lupulus (European hop) is the source of this 3205-nucleotide messenger RNA. Its product is annotated as putative leucine-rich repeat receptor-like serine/threonine-protein kinase At2g24130. NCBI's taxonomy places the organism in Eukaryota, Viridiplantae, Streptophyta, Magnoliopsida, Rosales, Cannabaceae. The transcript has 2 exons. Gene Ontology annotation, molecular function: ATP binding; protein kinase activity; protein binding. Bases 25 to 2994 code for a protein of 989 amino acids. Gene Ontology annotation, biological process: protein phosphorylation. The record is from RefSeq and is a predicted model, not a curated record.